AUGAACAAAUUUGGCUUAACCCUUUUCAAACGUGUUUCUUGCAUCCGACAAGGCCUUCAAAUAUUACCUGCUCGGAACGGAUCAUCAUCCUCUUUAAUUGUAAUGAUUAACGGUCAUCAUCAUCCAUUCCAUCAUCAAGUGCAAUCAACAAGAUAUUUUUCUACCUCUCCUUCUCGUUUUUCGGAUUUAAAGAAUCAACAAGAGGAUGAUGAAGCUUCCGAAGCUGUCUCUGAGACUGCCGAAUCUCAUCUCACAGACGAAGAAAUUAUUAAAUCCAUUCCUGAUUUUCGUCCACCCUAUUUUCAUGAAAUUUUAGCAAAGGCAAACAAGGAUGGAAAAGCACUCAAUGAAAUGACCAAACAAGAACAAGAAAACUUUAUGAAUAAUAUCAAACGUCGUAUUUUAAUGUAUUGCAGAAAUAGAGGUCGAGUAGAAACUGAGCUCUUUCUUGGAGGAUUUGCCAGAGAACACAUUCCAAGCAUGAAUGAUUGGAAGGAAUUGGAAGAAUUUUAUGAUUUAUUGUGUGAGCAUGACAGUGACCUCUAUAAUUGGUUGAUUGCUACUGAGCAAGACAAGAAGAGUGCAGAAUGGAAAGAAAAGCUACCAGAACGAUGGAGAGAUUCAGAAAUUAUGCAACGAGUUAUGAACUAUGUCGAUUCAAAGAGAGCCAUCAAGUAUUAUGAAACGACAGAGCAACAACGUUCACUAAGGGGCACUCGUCUCAACUCUACCUCUGAGAGCAAUGCCACUUUUAAUGAAGAUUAUGAUGCUACAGACUCUGGUGAAAUGAUUAGAAAGUAA
Messenger RNA from Naegleria lovaniensis, 801 nucleotides. RefSeq lists its product as uncharacterized. Gene Ontology annotation, biological process: tricarboxylic acid cycle; mitochondrial respiratory chain complex II assembly; mitochondrial electron transport, succinate to ubiquinone. Bases 1 to 801 code for a protein of 266 amino acids. Lineage: Eukaryota; Heterolobosea; Eutetramitea; Acrasida; Naegleriidae. The record is from RefSeq and is a predicted model, not a curated record. Gene Ontology annotation, cellular component: mitochondrion. The transcript has a single exon.